AUGCUCUUAAUGUAUUAUCACAUAGGAUUUGCUGGUUUAAUUCUCAUAAUUCAAUUGUAUUUGCUAUACAGAAUGUAUAGUAAAAAGAAUUUAAUCAAUACUUCAGCAAUUACUCCAUCUCAUAAUAAUAAGACAGUUCCUUUAAGUAGAACUCAUCUUUCCACUCAUAGAUCUUCAAAACAUUCUGCAUAAUCAGAGGAUCAUUAAAUUAUCACCUUAUAAAAUACACAACGAUUACACAGAACUCUUUAAAAAAAAGGAACAUUUACAAUAGAGUCAGUACCUGAAACCAAUUAAUAAGGUAGAAAUAGUAUUAAAUCAAAUAAUGCUGUCUCUCCAGCUAAAAGCAUUCUUAAAACACCUACAUUAAUAAGAAAAAACUCUGGCUACCAAAUCAUUAAAACAAAACAUAGAAUGGAAACUUAAUAAUUUCAUCAACCUAUUCCUAAUAAUCUACCUACUAUUCCAUCUUUAUAAGAAUUACCAGAUUCUGUUAGAUAAAGUGAAAUCAAAUUAAUUGGAGAAAUCAAAUAAAAUUAAGAUUAUACAUAAAAUUAUUUUUAUACCAAUACUGUUUAUAGAGUAUUAACUAGAUGUGUUAUUUCUUAAGGAUUAAUUGGAUGCUUUCUACUUUUAGGAUUGCAUCCUGCCUUAUGUGUAUUAAUUGAUUUAGUUAUUGUUUGGAUUUUCAGAUUCUUUUAAUCAAAUAGAAAAUGGGUUCAAGUAAUCUAAUUAUUCAUUAGCUUUGGAUUUGACAUUUCUAUUCUACUCAUUAUUUAAAUAGAUAUCACUUGGACAAUUUCAUUUAUAGUACUUGCUGUUAUUGAUUCAAUCUUAGAGAUUAUUAUAAUCAAAACUUAAAACUCUCAUUCUUAAGAAACCAUUCAAACUCAAAACUGA
Molecule: messenger RNA, 900 nt
Organism: Paramecium sonneborni
Lineage: Eukaryota; Ciliophora; Oligohymenophorea; Peniculida; Parameciidae
Source: the annotation of a GenBank genome assembly